UAUCAGCCAUUUUUCGGGGGACGAUGUACCGGACUGUUAAAUUUUUGGCUUCCUUUUAUGUCCACAAUGAUGGUAGGAGGAUACUAACGGUGAGACUGGAAGGUGGCGUAUUGCUUUUUGUUGGCCAAACACCAGGACUGUAGUAAAACUGCGCAGUAACAGUAUUAAGCCAGUGAUAACCUUUGGCUGUCUACCAAAGAAUCAACUUAGUGUUCUGGUAUUACAUGCUUCACACAUAGAUUCAGAUGGGUCCAUGAAAUGAGCAGUGAACGGGAGAAGCCUUCCCCUGCUGUGAAUAAUCAGGGGAAAAUAACUACACAAAAUCCAGAACUUUUAGCUCUAUUGAGUGAGAAUUCUCAAAACGCUUUUCGUAAAGGUGACGAUUCUACUCAGAGUACGGCUGACAAAGCUAAAGAAGACGAGCCAGAAAGGCAGGUGAACAAUGAAACAUUUGACCAGCAGAGUCAUGGAGAAGGGAGUAAACAUGUCACAAUUCAAAGUCCAUUCCGGGAAGAUGCCCCUGAGCAGAGUUUCGGGUCUCCCUCGCGAUCAAGGGCGCUUACUACUACAGAAGAGUCACCUGUAACAAAUGACCAUCCGUCUUCUAGAUAUUCACUUAUCGAUAGUCUUGAUCAGGUUAGGAAAAGUGAGCAGCUGGUAGACAGUUUGGAAAUAGGUAGAGAGACUGAUACAGGCUAUCCUAAUGCUAAAACCAAGAGACACAGCUCAAGUGAUCGCCACUCCCUACACUAUCCUCCACCAAACCCCGUGCAGUCUUCCACGGACCUGGCUCGACCAUCCAGCAGGACGGUACAGGAAGUGUUUGCGCCUGUUGAAGCAGAUUCCACGAGUUCCUAUUCUUCCAAAAGACUAAAAGGGCGAGACAGCAGUCAGAGGAUAUUGCUUCCAGUACGUAACACGUCAGAUCUGCCGCCUUCGUCCUCCCCACACAAAACCAAUGUUCAGAAUGAGGAUAAAGAAUCAUAUCACUUCAGUACAAAUGACACUGCACCGAUACGGGAUUUGCUGAAUGCAGAUGAUGAUGCAAAACCUGCGUAUCACGGUGAUCCUUUAAAUGCUGGUGAAACACGCGCUAACACUUCACACACAUAUGCAGUAUUGCCAAACGAAGAAUAUCAAGACAGAACAGUUGACAAUCCUGACAUAAACAUGGAGAACGCGGAACACGCAAAUCCCAAACGGAUGUAUGUUGAAUCGCCAACAUUCACUCCACAAGAAGAAGAAGAGUAUAGGUUUGUCCAGAGUCGUCUGGAUGACCAUGAUGAAUUCAGAGAUAAUGCCACUUACCGUGAGUUAGACCGCAAUGCCCUGAAAGGGGACAAAGAUGUUGAUACGCAACUAAACGAUGACAGGGAGUUGACACAAGAGCCAGUUUACAUACCAAGAAAGCCGUCUCCAAAGCAGUACGUAAUGAGACCUUCGUCACAGAAACCCAAUUCCGCCUCUAACACAAGGGUUCCGAGCAAUGUGCCCGAACGUAAAGCACGUUUUUCCCGAGGAACUCCAGUACCGUUUGUGGCAGAUAGUUUGGAGACGAGCACCGAAGACUCGGAACUAAUACGAGAGCGAAGCUACCAAAAACACUUACAAGAGAGACUGGCACAACAAGUUCUUACUGACGCUGAUAUACUUAUACCAAGACUAAAUCUGCCAGACGAAAGUGUGGAGUAUGUCAGGGAUUCUCUUGAUUAUGACGAUGACGAUACCUACAGAGACACGGAGAGGACGGAUGACGAAUAUGCUGUACAGGAUAAUGGCGAGUGGGUCAAUCCUCCCGCGAACCCCUACCAAUAUCAGAACGCUCAACAACCAAGACAUCAUUACGGCACAUAUCAGACUGAUUCCAGUCAGUAUGAAAACACUCAUCCUGGUCAUCAGCAGAUGCCUGGAUAUCCUUUGGAACAGGUAGAGGCUCCACAUCAAGGUUAUAACCAAGCCAUGUAUAUCCAUCAAGGACAGAUGCAUUACCAAUCUCAGUCUGACCCAAAUGAAGGCUUUGUUCAGGAUCAACAGUACCACCCGCAUCAACAGCAACCACAAGACAGCCUGGCUCGAUACCCAACGCAAACAGAGGCUGAGUAUUUUAUUGAAUUGCCGCAGAGUCAGAUGAAUCAACACUCCAGGAGUCCACGGAGACCUGUUGUAGAUUAUAUAGAGAGGAACAAGCAAAACGUCUUUAAAAGCAAACAAGGAAGAUCUUAUGGUGAGAUGAAGCAAAAGAAGUUUGAGCUUGAGCAACAAAAGAUUGAAAAACCGGUCUUGCGGAAUGUUCAGAAAAUUGGGAACGCCGUGAAGAGAAGAGAACAACAGACGGACAGUGAUACGGACAGUGUUGUUCAGGAGAGUACAAAUCCUGAGGCAACAUGGAAGAACAGAUCAGCCUCUCUGGCUCAACAGAAGCAAGUGAAGGGGAAAGGUAAAAAAGUCGGAAAACUACAGAAAUACCCAACAGACAGUGGAUUUCUGCCUUCAAAAAGUGGCACACGUGGGUACGAACAGAAAGAUUUUCCUGACAAUCGCGCACAGGAAGAACGUGGGGCCUUAUCAACAGGAGAUCUCUCCCCGUCACGGAGACCGCUCAUGUUGAAGCCGAUCACCCAAGAAGUUUGGACUGAAGAUGGUCAACGAAUUAGUGUUGACAUCAACCUUAAGUUAAUGAGCCCACCUCCUACACAUGGUUCCCCACCUUUUAUGGCCAGGCAACACCCGUUAGGCCCCAUUGUGCCUGGUGAACAUGACCCUAAUGCCCAAGUCAUGUACUCGGCUCGGGCCCCUCCAGCUGACUGGCAGCAAGGGUCACGACACGUGUCGCAAUUUCAUCAAGGCCAGGUGGGUUAUCGUCAGAUUUCACCACAUAGGCAGGUUGCCAGAGAACAGGUUCAUGGGAAUUAUGAGACAACUGUACCACACGCUGUUUACCAUUCUGAUGGACCACCACAGCACCAUCCUGUUAAAUCUGACUUUGAUAAAUUCAGGAAACAUCAACACAAUACUGAACAGCAACAACUGGUUCAGCAACAAAUCUAUCAACAACAACUUGCCAAAAAGCACCAGCUGCAACAGCAGCUCCAGCAGCUCCAGCUCCAAGAACAAGUAAUGGAUGAAAACCAAGCUUACCACCAGACUUAUGGACAGGAGAUGUAUGAUGGUGACUACCUUAGUCCGCGGGACCAGACAGACGCUCCGGUUAUGGAUUCACCCUACCCAGGCACGACUGCGGACGUGAACCCCUAUAACAGGAUACCCCCGAUAGUAACCAGCCCAAACCGAAAAAAAUAUACACAGCCGAAAGAAUCACCCCAAGGAUAUGUGAACCAGUUCUACGAAAAAAAGAUAAAGGAACAGCGGAAACCGGACUACAAGGUGUACACGAUCGACGAUUACCGAAAGAUGCAGAAGGAGGUUCGUCUAGGCGGAUUGGGACCUGAUUUAGACAACGAAUCCUACAAAGACAAGGCUGGGAAGAAAGUCCGCCAGGAGAAUUACGCGCGUGAGGUUAUGAUGAGAAACAAACAACAUAUCCCGAAGUCUAAGCCUCCCAGUUAUCCCCGGAUGAAGGAGACGGAUGACAUCUUGCCAAAGUCCCUAGUGGCCCGAGAAUAUGCCAAAAAUGUUCCAAAGCCAAAAAUUCGACCGAAGGAGGACCAGUACAACUCAUACCAAGCCUCUGCGCAGAUGUCUCCCAUUGCUCCACGCAAACCGCUCAAGUCAUCCGGUGGUUCCCCACGCCCGUCCUCAAAUACUAACUCACCCACCAAAACCAUUGACGUCAUAGACCUGCAGAAACUGCACGACCGCCAUGAGCGGGACAAACAGAACGUAGCUAUGAUUCGACAGAAUAUGGAAAUUAUGUAGGGACUCUCACGCCUGGGGAAGGUUUUAGGUAUUGUUUUCAGGCUUUUACUGUUAUUCAUAAGUAUUACUGCAGUUUGUGUACCUUAGAACCUAAGGUUGCCGUGUGUUUUCCUCAGUAGACCUAUAUUCACUGUUCUGUGAUAACAAUUGUUGUAAGCUAUGCAGUGAGUGUUUAACACUGUAUGUGACAGUCAUAUCACAUCUUCCCAUAACCAUGUCAUCCUUCAUCCAACACAUCUGUAAAUUCCCCAUUCUGUGAUCCUACCGUGUUUUUCAGACCUAUGCAUUGUAUCGUUUAUUUCAUGUCGAUUUCUCUGUGAUAGUGCAUGUAGGCCUAAUUUUACCAACAUGUUUCAUAUGUUGAGUCAGAUUUGAGCUCUGCGUAGUAUAACAAGUAGUUAGAUUUUGUAUAUAUCAUUUUUCGUAGAACGUUUUUAUUGUAAUGGUGUAUUGGAAUACUACCAAGAAUUAUUGUGCAAGUUCGCUGCAACUGUUAGCACAGUAAUUGAAAUGUAAACGUGUUGGGCAUGAAUUGCUGCGUGUAUAGAGUUAGGGGCCAUGUAUGUGUUAUUUAUUUCUUAUGACCUCCCAACAGUAUAGGUCGUGUAUAGGUAAAGCAUUGUAUGUGUGUGUGUUUGUAUGUAGUCCGUACAGAACAACUCUUGCUCCAAGCCACGGAGACCUCAGACUUUUCUUAUUUGUAUGUCGUUUUCUGGUCGAACGCAGAGAGCACGCACACACUUAGUAGGUCAUGCCUAAAUUUUAUUGAAAAGGUCCCUCAUAUACCAGUGGUAUUUUGAAAUAAAAAUUUUGCGAUGCACUUUUACAUGAAGGAGUUAGCUAGGGCUUCUAGGAAGGGUUAUAUCUAGACUUCAGUUUUAGUUUACCGCUAUGAGAUACAGUCAUUUAAUUUGUCUAUAUUGACAGAUAUAGUCGUUUAAUUUAUCUAUAAUGAGAUAUAACCUACAUGGCCGGUUGUUCAGAAGUGUUUUAAGACUUAACACCAGAAUUACCUGUAAGCCAAGUUUGUACUUUUCCCUAAAAUAAUUACGCAACAGUAUAUUAAACUAAAACUGCUGCUGUUAUACUUUGACUUUGAACAACUGCAUCUGCUGCUGAGUUUGGCUAAAAUUCUAGAUUUAAAAUUUGACUUAACACCAGUACUAGCUAACACACUUUGGAACAACUGACCCCGAUUUGCAUCAUGCAUUGUGAUACAGUAUUAUGCAUGUGUAUAAUCAUAUCCGUGGAUUAUAAUCGCUACAGGAGGUGUACAGCAGAUGUAUCCAGCAGGCGGAACUUGAUUACAGAUUAAUUAUGUCAUAGUAGAUGCAGUGGUAGAUUUAACGAUUCAAACCAAACAUUUUAUAACGAUUGC
Molecule: messenger RNA, 5254 nt
Organism: Liolophura sinensis
Lineage: Eukaryota; Metazoa; Mollusca; Polyplacophora; Chitonida; Chitonidae
Product: jhy protein-like
Exons: 5
Coding region: 259-3876 (1205 amino acids)
Biological process (GO): axoneme assembly
Source: RefSeq, a predicted model, not a curated record